Messenger RNA from Cryphonectria parasitica EP155, 1274 nucleotides. RefSeq lists its product as uncharacterized. Gene Ontology annotation, molecular function: oxidoreductase activity, acting on the CH-OH group of donors, NAD or NADP as acceptor; NAD binding; NADP binding. NCBI's taxonomy places the organism in Eukaryota, Fungi, Ascomycota, Sordariomycetes, Diaporthales, Cryphonectriaceae. Bases 1 to 1002 code for a protein of 333 amino acids. The record is from RefSeq and is a predicted model, not a curated record. The transcript is spliced from 3 exons.
AUGGAAGACGCGGCGACAACAACGCCCACUGCCCGGCUAGGAUGGAUAGGACUCGGGUCCAUGGGCAUCGGCAUGGCCGUGAAUUUACAAAAACACCUGUCGGCCUCCCGCAAUACAAACCUGCACUACUACAACCGGACGAUGGCCAGGGGCGAGCCGCUCAAGGCCAUCGGCGGUGUGCCCUGUGUCCACGUGGGAGACCUCGUCUCUAGGUCAGACGUCAUCUUCCUGUCUCUCAGCGACGACGCGGCGCUGUCCUCGACGCUGGAUGCCAUUAUCGAGGCGGCAAAGGCCAGCAGCGGGCUCUCGGGCAAGCUCAUCGUGGACACGUCGACGGUCCACCCUACAUCGUCCACGAGAGCGCAGGCUCGGCUGGCACAGGAAGGAGUCAAGAUGGUUGCGGCGCCCGUCUUUGGGGCCAGCCCUGUCGCUGCGCAGGGAAAACUGCUGUUUAUCCUGGCCGGGCCGGAUGAGGCGGUGCAGGCCAUCAGUCCGUACCUGGUGGGUGUCAUGGGGAGAGGCGUGAUUCGGCUCGGUGAGGAUGUGAGUCAGUCGAGCAUGCUCAAGACGGCAGGGAACUUCAUGACGGCAGCUAUGAUGGAAGUCGUCGCCGAGGCCCACGUUUUCGCCGAGAAGACCGGUGUGGGAAGCGAGGCAAUGGAGUCCCUCAUCGAGCAGCAAUAUGGCCCGCUGGCACUAUCCAUGUCCAAGAGGCUCACUACCGGCGCAUACAUGCCGGCCAAGGACGAGAGGCCCUGGUCGGACCUGAACCUUGCGCUGAAGGAUGUCGGGCACGGGAUCGGUUGUGCGAAGGACGCCGGGGCGAGGCUACCCGUGGGGGAGCUGGCACUUGCGCAUCUGCAGGAGGCCAAGGCGUUCUCAGAUGAGAAGGGCAGGGCGAUGGACUCAUCUUCCAUGUAUGGCGUAUUGCGAAGACAGGCUGGGCUAGAUUUUGAAACGGAUCUGGUGAAGCAGAGGGACGAGGCGAAAAGGCCAGGGUGAUGGUGGUUGAAGGCGUCUCUUCUCAAAAGAAACCACCACAUCACCACAUCAUGUUCAAUCGGAUCUUACUUGAUUUAAUUCUCUUUCUUUCAAGGCCUUAUAGACUACAGAAGAUGUGCGAGGGCCAGUGAGUCACUGGCCCUAGGCCGUGCACGGCCCAGCCAGCCAGCCAACAGCCAGACCUGUUGAUAGCCUCAGUUAGUUGCCCUCGUGGCUUUUCUCUUCUUUUCUCUUCUCUUUAGCGCACUGCAAUACGAGCUUUUUUGCCCUCG